Molecule: messenger RNA, 903 nt
Organism: Pyrenophora tritici-repentis Pt-1C-BFP
Lineage: Eukaryota; Fungi; Ascomycota; Dothideomycetes; Pleosporales; Pleosporaceae
Product: HflC, Membrane protease subunit, stomatin-prohibitin protein
Cellular component (GO): plasma membrane
Source: RefSeq, a predicted model, not a curated record
AUGGCUACCUUACACGGCUCCUCUAACAACAAUACCGCCGAAUCUAUUACUUCUUCUAAUCAGCCAUUUCUCCACGACACCGGUUCUGUUAAUUACGCACACACUGCAGCUACUAUGAGCGACAUCAACGGCAAGGCUCCAGUCAAUGGCGCUGGCAGCGCUGCUUCUCGUACUGAUGAGCCUGUUAUCAAGGUGCAGCCGCCGCGACGAGAGGACCUUCAGCCCAGCUAUGCUAGGGUUAUCCAGCCAGAUGAUGCGGAUGCUGACACCAAUGGGUGGUACGGUGCUAUGAUCAACUCACUAGGCAGCUGCAUCGGCACCCUUGGAGCCAUCCCAUGCUGCCUCGUAUGCCCCAACCCCUACAAGCCCGUGAGCCAAGGAAACGUAGGUCUCGUGACCAAGUUCGGACGCUUCGCUCGUGCCGUUGACCCAGGUCUCGUCUACGUGAACCCGCUCUCCGAGCAACUCGUUCAAGUCGACAUCAAGAUCCAAAUCGUCGAAGUGCCCAAGCAAGUCUGCAUGACAAAGGACAAUGUCUCCCUACAGUUGACAUCCGUCAUCUACUACCGCAUCACCUCUCCACACAAGGCAGCUUUCAGCAUCAGCAACAUCCGCCAGGCUCUCGUGGAACGCACACAGACGACUCUCCGCCACGUCGUUGGUGCCCGCGUCCUCCAGGAUGUGAUUGAGCGCCGCGAGGAAAUCGCACAGUCGAUCCGCGAGAUCAUCGAGGAAACGGCACUGGGAUGGGGUGUAGAAGUCGAAUCCAUGCUCGUAAAGGACAUCAUCUUUUCCCAGGAUCUCCAAGACUCACUUUCCAUGGCCGCUCAGAGCAAGCGCACUGGUGAGGCUAAAGUCAUCGCUGCUCGCGCUGAAGUCGAGGCUGCGAAACUUAUGCGGUAA